AUGGAUGCAGAAACCGCUCGUAGGCACAGCAGCUUCUCCCAGGUCACAGAUGUGGAGUUGUUUUCGUCUGAAGAGGACAGCAGUCUGUACUUCACCUACAGCGGAGAGUGCAACGAGCUGGAAGUCACCAAUUUACACUAUGAGGUGGACACGGCAGCCCAGAUUCCUUGGUAUGAGAAGCUGUCAGAGUUCAAACUGCCUUGGGAGUUAAAAGGGGACAAGCAGACGGCCAUCAACGACCUGAGCCUGCGAGUCCGCAGUGGACAGAUGCUGGCAGUCAUUGGCAGCUCAGGCUGUGGAAAGACGUCUCUGCUGGAUAUCAUAACCUGCAGGGACGAGGGUGGCACAAUGACCUCCGGUCAGGUUCUGAUAAACGGGAAGCGCAACACGCCCCAGCUAGUGAAGAAAAGCAUUGCUCACGUUCGCCAAGACGACCGGCUCCUUCCUCACCUCACUGUGAGGGAAACCCUAUGCUUUGUUGCCAAACUGAGGCUCCCCACUCACUUCACACAGGCCCAGAGGGACCAGAGGGUGGAUGAUGUGAUCGCAGAGCUGCGGCUGCGGCAAUGUGCAAACACCAGGGUGGGAAACGACUAUGUUAGAGGUGUUUCUGGAGGAGAGAGGAGAAGAGUCAGCAUAGCUGUGCAGCUUCUCUGGAACCCUGGCAUUUUAAUCCUGGAUGAACCCACCUCAGGUCUGGACAGUUUCACAGCCCACAACCUGGUCAUAACCCUGUCCCGCCUCGCCAAGGGGAACCGCCUGAUCCUGCUGUCGGUCCACCAGCCUCGAUCAGACAUCUUCCAGCUCUUUGACCUGGUGGUGCUGCUUUCAUCCGGCUCAGCUGCUUACUUUGGAGCAGCUCGAGACAUGGUUCCUUAUUUCACUGCUCUCGGUUACCCAUGCCCACGUUACUGCAAUCCCUCUGACUUCUACGUUGAUCUGAUCAGUAUAGACCGGCGCAGUCCUGAGAUUGAGGCCCAGUGUUUGGAGCGGGCCAGACUUUUAUCUGAGAAGUUCAAGCAAAUGGUUCAAGACACUGAAGAUCACAUGUGGAAACCAGCUGAAAACAGUGCAGCACAUAUAGAGAGCCUUCAGCAGCCAAGCAGAAGCAGUGAGGAAGUGAUAACUGUCGCCAAAGAAAGUAACAAGUUGCCAGGAGAACUACAGCAGUUCAGCAUCCUCAUCAGGCGUCACAUGUACAAUGACUUCAGAGACCUGGUCUCCUUGUUGGUGCGUGGCUUCGAAGCCCUGCUCAUGUCACUGCUGGUCGGUUUUUUGUAUUACGGGGCUGGCGAAGAGCGCCUGAACAUCCAAGACACGGUGGCCCUCCUCUACAUGAUCGGGGCCCUCACGCCGUUCGCUGUGGUGCUGGACGUCAUAGCUAAAUGUCACACAGAGAGGGCCAUGCUCUACCACGAACUGGAGGACGGCAUGUACUCUGUCACCUCCUACUUCUUUGCCAAGGUGCUUGGGGAGCUACCAGAGCACUGUGUGUUCACCCUGGUCUAUGGUCUGCCCAUCUACUGGUUAGCAGGGCUGAAUGAGGCUGCAGACCGGUUCCUGCUCUUCUUUGUGCUGGUGUGGCUGAUGGUUUACGGUAGCCGAGCCAUGGCUUUGUUUGUUGCCGCCGCUCUGCCCACCCUGCAGACCUCUGCCUUCAUGGGCAACGCCUUGUUCACAGUCUUCUACCUGACUGGAGGCUUCGUCAUCAGCCUGGAGAACAUGUGGCUGGUGGCCUCGUGGCUCUCUUAUGCCUCCUUCAUGCGUUGGGGCUUCGACGGCAUGCUGCAGGUGCAGUUCAGGGACAAUAAGUACCCCGUCACCAUUGGAAACCUCACCUUCAACGUGGACGGCAUUCAUGUGGUGGAGGCCAUGAAACUGAACCAGUACCCUCUGUUCUCCUGCUUUCUGGUGCUGGUGGCGGUUUGCUUCGGCUUUAUGGUGCUUUAUUACCUCUGCCUUAAAUUCAUCAAGCAGAAAUCCAGUCAGGACUGGUGAAAACUGAAUCCCAGAUGGUCGACUGGUUCGACACAGAAAAUCUAGAUAAUACAGCUUUUGUUAAAUGUUUUAGUUGUUGAAGUUGAGGAAAUAAAAACAAAUGAUCUGACUGAGUACAUGAUCUGUUAUAAUUGCAUUAGGUUUGGUUAAUCAGGCUGUAGUUGAGCCACAUCUGUUUGUAUUUCUAGCAGUUGUUCCUGUACCUCUGUUUGCUGCUGGAUGGCAGCAGAGUACUGCAACAGCAUCAAGUGAUUAUUUUAGUUUCCUUUUAGUGUGCUACGUCAGCAGAUUUCCAUCUAUGGCUUCAGUUUCUUCAGUUUUGAGCCGCUUUUCCCUCCCAACAAUUUUUUUGUUUGUUUUUGGUUGUUUAUGGGAGGGUUCUAAGCCUACUGUCACAAACUGUUUCACAUUGUAGAGCAAUAAAACUUGAAAUGUCUA
Cyprinodon variegatus (sheepshead minnow) is the source of this 2436-nucleotide messenger RNA. RefSeq names its product ATP binding cassette subfamily G member 8 (gene abcg8). The transcript has 13 exons. The coding region runs from base 1 to 1998 and encodes 665 amino acids. The record is from RefSeq and is a predicted model, not a curated record. Gene Ontology annotation, molecular function: ATP hydrolysis activity; ABC-type transporter activity; ATP binding. Gene Ontology annotation, biological process: cholesterol homeostasis. Gene Ontology annotation, cellular component: plasma membrane. Lineage: Eukaryota; Metazoa; Chordata; Actinopteri; Cyprinodontiformes; Cyprinodontidae.